Messenger RNA from Bacillus rossius redtenbacheri, 1794 nucleotides. Its product is annotated as UV excision repair protein RAD23 homolog B-like. The record is from RefSeq and is a predicted model, not a curated record. The transcript has 8 exons. Bases 145 to 1233 code for a protein of 362 amino acids. Gene Ontology annotation, cellular component: cytosol; nucleoplasm. Gene Ontology annotation, molecular function: damaged DNA binding; polyubiquitin modification-dependent protein binding; ubiquitin binding. Lineage: Eukaryota; Metazoa; Arthropoda; Insecta; Phasmatodea; Bacillidae. Gene Ontology annotation, biological process: proteasome-mediated ubiquitin-dependent protein catabolic process; nucleotide-excision repair.
UACACUAAUCACGUGACGCGUAUGAUGUCAGACAUGGUUACUGGCUGAGUAGUAUAUUAAAAUUUAACCGGAAAAUUACCUACCCCCACGAUUUUGUAAUUUGGGAUUAGAAUAAUAACUUGUGAAUACAAGCCCCCAGAGAAAAUGCUUAUUACUCUGAAAAACUUACAGCAACAGACUUUUCAGGUGGAAAUUGAUGGAAGUCAAACUGUUAAGCACUUGAAAGAGAAGAUAGAAGCUGAAAAAGGAAAGGAUUACCCUGCCGAGAAUCAAAGGCUUAUUUAUGCAGGCAAGAUACUGACAGAUGACAGUGCCAUCAGCGAGUACAACAUAGAUGAAAAGAAGUUCAUAGUAGUCAUGGUGACGAAGCCAAAGUCUGUUCCUGCUCCGCACACCGGUCCAAGUGACCCCACAGCCCCCGAGAGCACGAAGCCCGACGCGGCGCCGGCGCCGGCGCCGGCCGCAACGGCGGCGACGGUCACGGCCGUGGUCCCGCCUGAGGCCGCCCCGCCCGCCGUCGAGGGCGAGAUAGCGCAGGCAGAGUCCGCCCUGCUCAUGGGCGAGGACUACAACCAGAUGGUGCAGAACAUCGUGGACAUGGGCUACGAGCGCAGCCAGGUGGAGCAGGCCCUGCGAGCCAGCUUCAACAACCCGGACCGCGCAGUGGAGUACUUGCUGACGGGCAUCCCCGCGCAGGUGUUUGACGACCCGCCCGUGACGGAGCAGGACGCAGACGCCCCGACCCCUGCGUCCUUGCAAGCAAGCCACCUCCCGUCCUCCGGAGCCGCCUCCGACGAGGACCCGCUGGCCUUCUUGCGGUCCCAGCCCCAGUUCCAACAGAUGAGGCAGGUGAUACAGCAGAACCCUCAGUUACUAAACGCGGUGCUGCAGCAGAUAGGACAGACCAAUCCCGCUCUCCUGCAGCUCAUAUCUCAAAACCAGGAGGCGUUUGUGCGCAUGUUGAACGAGCCCUCCUCAGGUGGCAGCGCCCCAUCCGGUACGACCGGCAGCAGUCCGGUGGCAGGGGCAAACCCCGGGAGCGACAGUGGCAGCGUCGGCUCGGCCAUGUUUGGCCCCGGGGUCAUUCAGGUCACGCCACAAGACAAAGAGGCUAUAGAGAGGCUAAAAGCACUGGGGUUUCCGGAGCAUCUCGUCAUCCAAGCAUACUUUGCUUGUGAAAAAAACGAAAACAUGGCGGCAAAUUUCCUGCUGUCUCAGAACCCUGACGACUGAACUACCUUUAGCGAACGACAGGGGGAAUCUUAAUGUGUCUGCAGAGGAUCUUGCAAAGCUGGUUCCCCACAAACAAGAGUAAUAACUCCUUGCAGUUGCUUGUCAAGCCUUCUGCUCCCUUUGUUACUACUACAAAAUUACCCUUGAGAUGUUAUUUUGGUGAACCGAGGUGUUUUUAUUGUUUUCUGUUCCAUACAGCAAUUGAUAAAUAUCAACACGUAGGCAUUGAGAAGCUAUUUGUAUAUUGCACAGUAAUGUGAUAUUGCCGCUAAUGUCAUACUUCAAGCAAUCUAAAAAUCUGUUUCUUUUUACAUUUUUCAUUUAAAUUGUAAACAUUGUUCUGCUUUUCUCAUGUAAAUACAUAUAAUGGUAGUAAAUUAAAUCUGAUAUCUGAUCUCUACUGAGAAAAUACUGAUUGGGAUUACAUUCGUCACUACAACUCCUUAGGCAAAUUUGCAUCGUUGGAAGAUGGUAGUGGAAAAAACACACUACUGUCUGCAGCUUAAAUACAGUAUGAGUUUUUUUAACUAAAACAUUAAACAUUUACAAGUACUGUUACAA